AGUUGGGUGUUCACAAGUUGCUGAGACGUUGCGCCGUGCGGGUCGGGGCUCAGGUUAUAUCGCACGUUUUACAACGCGUGAAUAUAAGAGUAAAAUAACAAGGAAAAAAAAAACGUUGCAAGGGCGCGCAACGCCUGUUUAUUGUUGUGUAGUCGUCGUGAGUCAUUGUUGUGUUGACAGUCGAACCGAGCAGACCGCGUGUCACUGCCGAUAGUUUCAUGUAAAACUAAAGAACAAGAGAACGACGAGGACGACGCUCCUUUAUAUCUUCUUACUUUGAAAGAGAAGCAUUAAAUAUUAAUUCCAACACCGGCGUGACAUUAAAUACGCGCGUGUUAUAAUUUUUAUCAAAUAAAUAUACGCAUACGUAUUGUUCAAACAUUUUCUUUGCAUUUUUUUUUUUCUGUUGUUCACGUGCUGCCCACGAGGUGAGGUGCAACGUGGUGACUGAAUAUAUAAAGGUAUUAUUGUUGCGUCAGCGAUGCAUAAAAUUCUAAAGUGUGUUUUAUUUAUGGAGUAAUAUGAAAGUUGUUAGUUAACGAGUAAUAUCGAGCUGUUGGGUAAAUAUAUGUACCUCAACUACAUAAUGUUGUUUCGACCUAUGCUUGAUGUUAUUUACUCGUGGUGAACGGUGCAUUGAGAACUACAUACAACUGUACGAUAAAGGACUUGAAAUCAAAGAACUGGAAUUGCGUUUCGAGUGCACGAUACCUACACAACACACAAAUAUCAAGGUCUUCGUCGUAUCGUAUAGUAAAUUUUGACGGGGUUGAGAAAUAAACAUACCCCAUCAUCAAUGGUGCGAAACUCAACAAUGGAGCAAACAUUUUAUGAGGAGAGCGGUGUGUACGCCGCUGCAAAUCGAGACAGUAUGAUGGGACAGCUAAAAAGAAGUCUCACGCUAGAUUUGAACGGGCAAAGACAACCGCAGGCCAAAAGGCCUAGACUAGGACCCCUGCCACCUGCUUUGAACAACGCAGCACCGGUUCUGAGCUCACCUGAUCUGAAUAUGCUUAAACUCGGAUCUCCGGAGCUGGAGAAACUGAUAAUAGCUCAGCAAAACGGUCUGGUUACGACAAUGCCAACGCCAACCACCCAGAUAUUGUUUCCAAAAACCGUAACGGAGGAACAGGAACUUUACGCGAGAGGUUUCGUUGAGGCUUUGAACGAGCUUCAUCACUCCGAUAGUUCGCAAGAACCCGGAAGCCUUCACGGUCCUACAUACACGAAUCUGGAACCACCUGGUAGUGUUCAAAGCACGGAAUCUCUGAGUCAAGGAUUAAUGCUGAUAAAGGAUGAACCACAGACUGUUCCGAGUGUUUCUAGUUCUCCACCAAUGUCCCCCAUAGACAUGGAAAGCCAGGAGAGAAUCAAACUCGAGAGGAAGAGACAACGGAACCGCGUUGCCGCGUCCAAAUGUAGAAGGCGUAAAUUAGAGCGUAUAUCAAGGCUGGAAGACAAGGUCAAAUUAUUGAAGGGAGAGAACACCGAGCUCAGCGCGGUUGUAAACAGACUCAAAGAACAUGUCUGCCGACUCAAGGAGCAAGUCAUGGACCACGUGCACUCGGGAUGUCAGAUAAUGCAUGUGGUCAGUCAAUACUGAGCUAAGGAGCUUGGCCCCUCAGAAAAUGGGGAUCAGGACUAAGGAAGUCUGAUUGUUUCGUAUGACGAUUCCUAAUGAAAUCUCAUAACUACGUGACAAAAAAUCUGACGGUCGACGCGACGUAAUUCCACCGCUCCUGCUGAUGAUAAUGAAGAUAAUCAUGAUGUUAAUUAUGACGUUGAUUCUGCGUUGCUGUCUCCGCUGCUGUUGCCUGCCUACGUGACGCGCCUCACACGGGCCUGACAAGCUACGCGGCGUUGGCUACAGCGGCCAUCUUGGAGAACAAGUAGUUCAGCGCACGCGCCAACUUGCCGAAGACUCCUAAAAGAAGAAAUUGUGAGGUGGUUGCUGCAAGAACGGAGAACAAAAGGACGACGACGAAAGAAACAGGACAAAAAUCUUGCGCUUAACGCCUAGAUUUUUGAAUCCAUGCCCUGGCUCAAACGAAAGCAGACCGCCAUGAGUGUAUACGAUUCUCUAAAUUUUAUUAACGGCAGAUCUGCAGCCGUUACGUUGCCCCCCAUCCCUCCCCACCAUGUUAUAACCGACGCCGAAUGCCGCUGAUGAAAAAAAAAAAUAAAAAAUUGCGGAUGAACGUUUCAUGUACACAUGUACAUACAUACAUAUACGCCCCGAUUCUUUCCUUGUGUAAAUUUAAAAAGGUGUACAGAGAUUAUGAGAUUCACUUUUCUAUAGAUCUAUAUACUGAUGAUUGAAAGAUACUUCAUAAUUAUUAUUACAUUAUUAUUAUAAUUAUUAUAAUUAUUAUUAUUGUCGCUAAUAUUAUUAUCAAUAUUAUUAUUAUUACUAUUUUUUUGUCAGUUGUGCAUCUAGUCCUGUCCAGUAUGCCCUUGUAACUUAUGACGAAUACGAUGCUGCGGUAUUUUUCACACUUCAAACGAGUUUUUCUUUCCUCAUAAUGAAAUUUUUGAUGCUGAAGAAUAGCACCGCUCGAUUCUUUUUUUUUUUUUCGUAUUCCUUUUUCUAAUUUAAAACAAGUCGCGUCCAUGGGCGGAUCACCGUUCGUUCGUAUGUGUGAUAAUAUAAGCGAACGGCCGUCCCAGAUAUGUGGUGGGGAAUACCGUCGGGAUGAGGGGGGAAGAGAGAACUCUAACCGGAAGUCGAGGAAUUUAUCGCAGAACGUAUAACAAGUAUGAGUAAGGAAUUCGAGAGAAUUGUGAAACGUGUAAGAUAUAAUAUCAAGUACAUCAAUUGUUUGAUUUUCGAUUUUUUUUCUAUGUAUUUUUCUUAUUGAUUUCAUAAAUUCUUUACAUAAUGGAGUUAUACACAUACCAUAUUGUAAAUACAUAGUAUAACAUAAUAAUUGAUUAAUGUUCAUUGAACGUUAUUGUUUCUUUUGGAUUUAUUUUUUUCUCGCGUUACUUUCUAUUCGGAUAUUAAAAUUGAUCAGUUUAAAGUAUAAAUGACAAUAUAGAAUUAUAUAUUAUUACAAAAAAGCAAAAAAAUUUAGCUGCCGUCGUUUUCUUCGAUACGCAUCUUUACGAAUUACCGUAACUUGAAACAUUGCCUAUACAUUUCAUAUAUGAAGCGAAAAAUAUCCAGCAAGACGUGUAUUCACUUCGUUGAAUGUAGUAAUAUUGUACAAAACGGACGCAUAGAGAAAACACGUUUUGCUAUGUAUUUCCAGCAUUUUUUUUCUUUUCAUUUUUCUCUACUUCAUUUUCUCUAAGUUUUAAGGGACAUGACUUGACGGUAAUUAGUUCUAAGUUAAGAAUAACUUUUCGUAAAAAAAAAGCAUCAAGGUAUUUAUUAUGAUUAAUAUUAUUGUUACUAAUUGACUUGAGAUUAUAAAGUAUCGAUGAAAGUGAUCGAUAUAACUAAAGAUGUUGAAAUAUAAUUUUAUUUCGUUUUUUCUUACACCCCUUUUUUAAUAUGCUUCACGAUAAACCAAACGCCGUUAAUGUAUGAUGAUCGAUCUUGUCAGUCGAGAUAUGUCCCUCGGUACUACUUUGACUUUAAACAUUACCUAUUAUACGAUGCUACUUUUUUCAUUUAAUCAUGUCGUUGGAUGAGAAUUGACGCGAAUUUCUUUGAAAUUAGCUCAAUUGUGUAAUUCUGCGUUUCUCUAUUUAACCUCACUACACAUUUAUACACAUAUGACAUGCACACUUACAUAAAUACAGAAAUAUAUACACGCCUGCACUUUUGCCCGUACCGUGCCUUGUUCUAUAAUAUUAUAAAUGAAAGAAGAAAAGAUGAAAAAAAAAAUUCACGAGCAAAAAAUUCUAAAUUGCGAAAUAGAAAAUUCAACAAUUCUAAAGUAAAUUGCUUAGCCGCGUGUAGAUACAUUAAUUUUGAAUCGCUGAAUCUUAUAACGUAUGUACUAAUUUAUCUUACAGUCAGAAAAUGAAAAAUCUAAAAAAUUCUAAGAAAAGAGAAAACCAAUAACGAAUAAAUUUAAAACCCUAAGAAAAGGUGUGCUUGAAUUUUCGCGUGAUUGGAAAACGAAGUGAUAACGAUUACGAAAUUAUAAUUGCACAAAA
Molecule: messenger RNA, 4107 nt
Organism: Athalia rosae (coleseed sawfly)
Lineage: Eukaryota; Metazoa; Arthropoda; Insecta; Hymenoptera; Athaliidae
Gene: Jra
Product: transcription factor Jun
Exons: 1
Coding region: 797-1603 (268 amino acids)
Biological process (GO): regulation of cell population proliferation; regulation of cell cycle; regulation of transcription by RNA polymerase II
Cellular component (GO): transcription regulator complex
Molecular function (GO): transcription factor binding; DNA-binding transcription factor activity, RNA polymerase II-specific; RNA polymerase II cis-regulatory region sequence-specific DNA binding
Source: RefSeq, a predicted model, not a curated record